This is a messenger RNA of Penicillium subrubescens, 1617 nucleotides long. RefSeq lists its product as uncharacterized. The record is from RefSeq and is a predicted model, not a curated record. The transcript has 3 exons. The coding region runs from base 1 to 1617 and encodes 538 amino acids. Lineage: Eukaryota; Fungi; Ascomycota; Eurotiomycetes; Eurotiales; Aspergillaceae.
AUGCACAUGUUGUUGACCGCUGUUGUGGCUUCUGCCCCUUCGCUCGGGUUGUGGGGAGCUGCUGCUUUGUGUGUUGUGCUGAUGAUCUUCUGGAUGUUGAUUGGCGUAAUGGACACGAUGUGCCGAAUCACAAACAGUCUGAGUGGCUGCCAGCCGCAAGCUCGGGCGGCGAAAACACGCUCGGACAAGUGGGGCUCCCACGAAGAAGCUGCCACUCGAGCGCUGAAAGAACCAACUGUGACCGUCGACAAUGAACGGCUUAUACGCACGCAUCAUAGCACCCUCGGACCUUGUCCCUUUGUAUAUGAAACCACCGAGGCCGAUGGAAAGUCCAUCUGGGUAGUAAGCAUUGGGCCCAACGUGCCAAUGUACGACACACACGCCGGCGGACGCGAGAUCCACAUCCACCCGGAGUAUUUACUCCCUCAGCUGUCGAAAGUGUAUAGCGGGAGUCGCCCGGAUCCCCUGCGUCGUGGAAUCAAUCCCCGACGGUUUCUCACAGCAUCGGACUUGGAGUUAUUGCGCCGGUUCUUUCCUGCAGCUGUUGGUGCGCGGGUCCUCAUCUCGGGGUUUAUUAUUGUAUUGUUUCAAACUCGCAAGGAUAUCGAGGCGUCAUGGUUGGAGGGUUGUGUACCGUCGUUUGGACUGCUAAGACUGGGAUACGGAAUCGCAGUUCACUAUCCCGCGGUCGCUGUCGCCGACAGUGGCAAUGCAGUGGCUGGCUCGCCGGAGAAAAACGAGUCUGUCACAUCCUUGGGUCUGAAAUUGCGAUUCGCAGAUGAUUCACAAGGUAUCGCGGUUGCGACUCAUGGCUUUGUUGAUUUGAGAACAGCGCAAGGGAACAUCGCGCAUAAGGAGAAGAGUUGGCUGGCAAAGACCAAGUCGACAUUUUCAAAGGCGACCGCGAUAAAAGUCAAGGAACGUGUCAAGAUGGGAGCUGCCGUGGACUCGCCGCUGGGGAAAAGCGUGUGGUUCGUUCAGGAGCCGAAAGAGAAAAUCGGACAUGUCACGACGACAUACGACCAUCCCCUCGCGUGCUCGUCCACAUUCCCACAGACCAUCGACCAUGAUACCUCAAUUGUCACAGGAGAUCAUCUCCCGAAAGUCUUGAAUCCACCGCGUGCACCUAAAAUCAUUGGCUGGGGCAACUAUUGUGAUGCAUUGGAUGGCAAGCUGGCCUUCACAAUGACACUCAGUGCUCUGAGCGAGACACCCAAGCAGAAGAGUCGGAUGGACCCGUUCGGCACCAUGCAGAAGGCUGCCGUCGAGGGAACCGAAUAUCUGUGGAACAGAAAGGCGCGUACACAAUCAGCUGCACUACUGUGGCGAGCAAUGCACGACGGCACUGAGAAGGAGGGACUGUCGGGCUCGGUACUGUGUCUGGGAGAACCCACAGAACCCAAUUGUCGUGCAGUCUUGUUCAAGCAUUUUGAGACGCCAAUUAGCCCCCAGCAUUUCCAUGUCAGUGGUGUGGCCUCUGCCCGGGGUGAUACCUCGUGGUCGAGUAUCGAUGGAGGCUUUGUGCUACCUCCUGAGAUCCGCACGGCUGAGAUCAUCUGUGAGACGGACGAGUCUACGGGGCUGCCACUGGAGGAUCAAGCGUGGGAUAUUGAGUAA